UAGACGUAAGUAAGUAAAAAUUUUGCUCGAAUCUUCGAGAAAUUAUAAUGGACAUACGCUGGUAGCCCCUACAAGGGUGAAUGUAAACAGUAAGGAGUGAGGCGACGGUGAGAUACAUUAGCAGCCAUGAGUCUUAUGGCCAAAGGCGGCUCUGAGGGGCCUGGUUUUAUUGGAAUUCGGUUUUGUCAGGAGUGCAACAACAUGUUGUAUCCCCGAGAAGACAAGGAGAACAAGAUACUGCUGUAUGCUUGUCGAAAUUGUGAUUAUAAGAUGCCUACUGAAAACAACUGUAUCUACGUCAACAAACUUAUGCACGAGAUUGACGAGCUGCGUCACAUAAACCCAGAAGUUAUACAGGAUCCAACACUGCCUCGAACUGAUGACCAUCCUUGCCCUAGGUGCAAUACACGUGAUGCUGUAUUUUUCCAAGCACAGACAAGAAGAGCUGAAGAUGAGAUGAGGCUGUAUUACGUGUGCUGCAACACAGAAUGUACACACCGCUGGACUGAAUGAAUUUCUCUUAGUUUAAGAAUAUUACUUGUAUAGAAGAUGGUUGCAGAUUUUUAUGGAUAUCUCUAUUUUAUUGAUUUAGUAUGAGAGGAAAAUGUUUGUACCUAAAUAAAGGGAUUGUUUAGAUAAUUAUUUUCUAAACCCUUUCCAUCUGUAGAGAUAAGUAAAUAGCUGAUGUAAGAAAUGACAUUUACUCCUGAGACACAUUACUCAUAUUGUACAAUUAUUUUUCUUUGUAGAAAUAAUGUAAUUAUUCUCAAAUGUUUGUUUGUUUAUUAAAUUGGUUAUAAGAUGUAUAUUAAUAAUCCCUUUAAUAGAAAGUAAGGAAAGCACAAUGUACUGAUAGUUAUAAUAAAGAUACUGUAUUAUUUCCUAUUAGCAGUAAAAUUU
Molecule: messenger RNA, 900 nt
Organism: Cherax quadricarinatus
Lineage: Eukaryota; Metazoa; Arthropoda; Malacostraca; Decapoda; Parastacidae
Gene: Polr2I
Product: RNA polymerase II subunit RpII15
Biological process (GO): DNA-templated transcription; transcription-coupled nucleotide-excision repair; maintenance of transcriptional fidelity during transcription elongation by RNA polymerase II
Cellular component (GO): RNA polymerase II, core complex
Molecular function (GO): DNA-directed RNA polymerase activity; nucleic acid binding; zinc ion binding
Source: RefSeq, a predicted model, not a curated record